AUGUACACCCUUCUCGUCCCAAAUUUCUACUGCUUCAAAAAACGUCCUCUUGGCGUGGUUGUGGCGCCUUUUGUCGGCAUGCUCUUUAUGCUUGCUGUUCGCCUGAUGAACUCGAGAAAGGUCUUUGCAAAGGCUUGUUACAAAGCGAAGUACCUGGAAAAGUUUCGACUUGUCUGGAAAAUCGCCGACGGAUGGGGCGGCACGCGCAAGAUCAAAACGAUACACCAUGCAUCCGUGCUCUACGAGCGAGCAACCGAGGACCGGACACGAUACCAGGGGCGCACACGAGCAGACUUUGAUACUCUACACCAGUCUGUCCACGAGUUCCGUGUCGUGGAUAGAUCCGACGCGCAUACUCGGGAGAUUCGGGGCGCGGAGCGGCCCUCGGCGCAGGCGACUUGGCCGGUUCAAGGGCACGAGCACGAGCACGAGCACGAGCACGAGCUCGACACUAAUACCUUGUUGAACCAGCUUUUCGCGGAAGUCAGCAAUAACCUCGACGAGCAGGGGGCCUGGUCUCAAUGGUGGCCGGCGAUUGAUCAGGUGGAUCUUUAA
Metarhizium album ARSEF 1941 is the source of this 555-nucleotide messenger RNA. RefSeq lists its product as uncharacterized. The record is from RefSeq and is a predicted model, not a curated record. The transcript is spliced from 4 exons. The coding region runs from base 1 to 555 and encodes 184 amino acids. NCBI's taxonomy places the organism in Eukaryota, Fungi, Ascomycota, Sordariomycetes, Hypocreales, Clavicipitaceae.